This is a messenger RNA of Anoplopoma fimbria (sablefish), 5215 nucleotides long. RefSeq names its product inactive ubiquitin carboxyl-terminal hydrolase 53-like. Lineage: Eukaryota; Metazoa; Chordata; Actinopteri; Perciformes; Anoplopomatidae. Gene Ontology annotation, biological process: sensory perception of sound; protein deubiquitination; response to auditory stimulus. Gene Ontology annotation, cellular component: cell-cell junction. Gene Ontology annotation, molecular function: cysteine-type deubiquitinase activity. The record is from RefSeq and is a predicted model, not a curated record.
UCUUUUUAGUUUCCAGCGUCUGCCUCUGACUUGAAGUAACGCUACAUUUUAACCAGCGACUCCUCCGGCUUCUCGGUCCCUCUCUCUCCCGAAACUCACCGAGAAAUACUUCAACUCUUGAGGAUAUUAUCACCGCACUUCGGGCUUAUUUUGUCUCCCCUCUGAGCCCAGCCGUGUUUCCUGCGCAGCCCGGAUACGUCUUUGCUAUGGAUGGACCUCUGAGAGGGACCACUGAGUGCAGCUGCACAUCUUAAAUAGCAUCAGGACCAUGUGGCAAAAUUAGCUGACAGGCGUCCAAGAUCUCUUCUGACGCUGUUUGUGCAGAGCCAUCAAGACUACAGGAUGACUGUGGAAUGUAACUUCGUAGUCAAAACACAUCUUAUCAGAAGAAUUAGACCGCUGAUCAUCAAAGGCUUCCCAAAACAAAGACUUGGAUUGUAAUUUUUUUUUUUGUAUUUUUUCUUUUUUUGUAUUGACUUUUUAUUACUUUUUUUUUUGGGUGGAAAAAAAACUUUCUAACUAGCAGAAGAAGUCAAAGGAUCUUCUACAUGAGUUGCAGACAUGGAUUAGAAGCCCAUGUGUAACAGGGCAGCUGCUGCAGCUCGUGGAAUAACUUAACCCCAGACUGUUGGGGAGUCACUCCUUCAGGGGCCGAGGGAUCUGAUCCCAACACCAACCUGCCCUGCUGUCGUCUGACUAUCCCACCUGUCUAAAGGCAGACCCCUCUAUCCAAUGGCAUGGGUCAAGUUCUUCAGGAAGCCGGGGGGCAAUCUGGGGAAAUCGUACCAGCCGGGGAGCAUGCUGUCUCUGGCCCCCACCAAAGGUCUGCUGAACGAGCCGGGCCAGAACAGCUGCUUCCUCAACAGCGCUGUGCAGGUACUAUGGCAGCUGGAUAUCUUCAGACGCAGCUUGAGGCAGCUACCUGGACACUUCUGUCUGGGAGAGUCCUGCAUCUUUUGUGCAUUAAAGGGCAUUUUCUCCCAGUUCCAGCACAGUCGGGAGCGCGCCCUGCCCUCUGACAACCUGCGUCACGCCUUGGCAGAGACCUUUAAGGACGAGCAGCGCUUCCAGCUGGGCUUCAUGGACGAUGCCGCAGAGUGCUUUGAGAACAUUCUGGAGAGGAUCCACCUGCACAUUGUGCCUGAGGAGACAGAUGCCUGCACUUCCAGGUCUUGCAUCACUCAUCAGAAGUUUGCUAUGUCAAUUUAUGAGCAGUCUGUGUGCCGUAGCUGUGGGGCAUCCUCCGACCCACUGCCGUUUACAGAGCUGGUGCAUUAUGUCUCCACCACCGCACUCUGUCAACAGUCGCUUCAGCGCAGAGAUGAGUCAUUUGGGGACCUGUUACAAGCCGCCAGUACAAUAGGGGACCUUCGGAACUGUCCAAGCAACUGUGGCCAGAGGAUUAGGAUCAGACGGGUCCUCAUGAACUCCCCAGAGAUAGUUACCAUAGGCUUCGUCUGGGACUCUGACCAGUCAGACCUCACAGAAGACGUUAUCCGCUCGCUGGGGCCUCAUCUCAGUCUCUCUGCACUCUUCUACAGGGUGACAGAUGAGCAUGCCAAAAAGGGAGAGCUGCUGCUCGUGGGAAUGAUCUGCUACUCCAGCCGUCACUACUGUGCCUUUGCCUUUCACACCAAGUCCGCCAAAUGGGUCUUCUUUGAUGAUGCCACAGUAAAAGAGAUUGGCUCCAGGUGGAAGGAUGUGGUCAGCAAAUGUAUCAAAGGUCACUUCCAGCCUCUCCUCCUCUUUUACGCCAACCCAGAUGGGAGUGCUAUCACCGCAGAUGAUGCCUCAAGACAAAACAGCAGCCAGUCUCACUACAAAACUCCUGUCAAUGGAGAAAUGCAAGGCUUAGAGUCCCCAAUUGUAGCCCACAAGAAGCUGGACCUCACUAGGGAGAAUCUGAACGCAAUGUUGGGCCAAGGCUCUUUCAAACAGAAGACCCCUUCAACCCUCAGCAGGAGCAGCAUUCAGGCCAGUGGAGGACGGGAACCAGUGAAAAUUGGCACCAGCGAGCCCAAGAGUCGCCUCAGGGAUAUUUCUCGAGAAGUUGCCCAGAGAGCAGGAGAGGUGCGUGGGAUGCAUCUAUCCAGAAGAGAGCCUGAGAGGAGCGGUCAUCGGAGGCCUGAGUCAGGCUACAGAGAUCCAGGUCAGGACAGGACCUACUCCCGCUCCGUCUCCCCUCCGGAGAAUGGCUUCAAACAACACCUGGAAACUCGUCUGUACAGCAGCCAAGGAAAAGGUCCCACACGGACUGAGCGAAUACCCCACCUUGGUGGACGGUCCUCUCAUGAGCCCCCUCGCUCUCACUCCAGGGUCCAAGUGUUGCCCAGUGUGCCCAUUAUCAAUAGUGGUCAUCACAUCCGGAGAGUAGACCAAGGCUCCAACGGAUAUGAUACCGACAGCAGCCAAGACUCCAGGGGACGUCCUGGAAGCGGAGGGAACAGCCGCAGCAGGCCCAGCCGCCCCUGGAAGCCCAUGCGCGAGGCGUUAAAUGUGGACAGUGUGUUAAGUGGCGUCAGUGGUGGUAAUUUGGUCAGUCAAGAGCGAAGGCAGCACAGCCCACGGAGAAGACCCAGUAGUCAGUCGCCCCGUGACCGAGAGCGAGACAGAGAUCUCACGUGGGGAGGCAGAGAAGAACGCAAACCUAAGAGCCUUAUGACCAUCUACGAGGACGAGCAGAGGCAUGAAACAGGUGGCAGCCGAAGCUCGCUGGACUCAGAUGGCCGGGGCGGCUACAGUGACAAGGACAGGUCAAAGGGCUCAGCAACUCUUAAAGUGCGGAAUGACAACUGGAAGAUCCAGCGGACUGAAUCUGGAUAUGAAAGUAGUGACAGACUAAGCAAUGGCUCCGCAAAUCUCGACUCGCCUGUGGUAGACAACCUUUCUUCCAAAGACCUGCGGACCAUACCUGAGCUGCAUCUCACAAGGGAUCACUUCCCUCAGAGAAGAAGUGACGAUUUGAAGGCUGACAUAUUGCACUCCACAUACUCCACUGGUGAACAAGGAAGACAAUCUCCAGAUCUACGAGACGAAGACAUCCUUUCUGGUCAGCCAAUACAAAGAAGAAGAGCAUUCCGAUACACUCCUGGGAGUUUUGAAAAGAACAACGGUCUGGACAGCGAACAAGAGGAAAAUGUGGACGGCAGCCCUGUGAGCCCCGUGCCUCGUUACUUAGCCAAGACCAGCAGUUCUGAGUGGAACAGCUCGGAUGACCUUGCUGGACCUUUCUCCGAACAAGAAGAGACUGGCACAGCCGCCCACAUAGACCCUUUCUCGCACAACUAUCCCCCACGUUUACCCCCCAAGGCCUUCGGCAGCAGUCACGCUGACCCAUCUGCCGUCCACUCCCAACCGCCGGAAGUGCCAACACGUACGAGCCCCCGCUAUGAGCCCAAAAACGGAUUGUCCCCUCUCUCGCACACCGCCCUCCGCCGGUGGAUCGAAACACCUGCCGAGCACAGGCUUUCAUCAGAUGCCAGCUCCAAGUCGGGGUCAUCGGAUCAGGACAGGAAUGACCUGUCGGCCAGCGAGAGCGACGAGAGGUUACCCAGUCCAAAGCCCGGACAUGGCGACGGCACAGACUCCCCUGGUCUGACGGAUAUGGCUCUACCCACCACCUACUUUUCUGUGGAUAGCUGUAUGACUGACACUUACAGGGCCAAAUACCAUAAGAGACCUGCCUACAUGAAAGCAGAAGACCAUACGUCAUCAGGGGAGAGUGAUGUGGAAGGGAGGCUCGCUUUGCCAGAUGCUCAGCCACCAGAGCUUUCCAAAAGCAGAUCAGAAUUAGGAUAUCCCACCACGAAGACGACUGCAAAGUGGAACCCGAUUACUUCAAAAGGACUUGAUGAGCAUGGUUUCCUAUGAUUUCUAGCAAAAGAGUCAAUCAACCCUUUGUAAUCCAGUGACUGGAUGCCAAAAAGAAUCGCUAUGCACUACGGCUGCUACACAGUUUGACUCCUUCUGACUGGGAUGUAUAUAUAUAUUUUUAUAUAUCAUAACAGAAAGUUGGAAAGGAAACUGGAUGCCAAAGAGAUUGUAAAAAAUAAUGGCAGGUGUCCUUAAUAGCUACCCUUCUGUUUUGGUAUGACCUACUAAACGCUUUGAAUGAAUAGUGAAUUUGCACAGUAAAGAGCACCAGAAAGGUACAGAGACAGAAACAUACCUAAAACAAUUUUGCUUUUUGGGCUGUUGGAGCUCCAAAGCAAAGGAUUUAGGUUUAUAAAGAAUGUGUCACAAAAAGCCACUUUACCACACAAGAGAUAAAAAGUUUUAUUUUUACAUGAAGAGAUCAUCAACUCCUUGCAGUUCUACUUUCUGUCACUUCAUGAAAUGCUUUAAUUUGUUUAUUUAAAUACUCACAUUUUAUUGUUACAAUGUGUCUGCCCCAUCUAUCUCUUUUUGACAUUAUAUACCUAGUUGUUGUUUUUUGGAACGUAAUUCAACCUAUUGGUCACGCUUUUGGCACGUCUUAAAAAUGGAUCCCAGGGAUCCUUGUGACUAUGAAGCUCCAGGACACCCACAUUUCACCCGAUGAAACAUUGUCAGAGGGAACCGUACAACCCCUGUUUCUUGUUGGUACAUGGAGUUUAUUGAUCUCUGCAAAUGAGACUCUUAGUUAUUUCUGUUGUCUCUCCUUUCAUCAAACUUUAACCAGAGGAGAUCUAAUAUCUCUAAACCACCAGGGUGUCCAGGGCCUACAUGGUGAUUGGUACAUAUGGUUACUUGAUUGAUUAUUGGCACAUCCCUAUCUCCUCACACAUCAUAGCCGUGUUUUUGUGUUUGCACUGUAUUUCUGUUCGAUUAUUUGUAUUUACACACUUUACAGUUAAAAUCUUAUUUUUUUUGUAUUUAAAUCAUUAUUCAGUUCCCGGUCCUGUUUCUUAAGAGUAGCUCCUAUUCGCAAAGAACAACAAGUCAGCACUUGUAGGACAUGGACAUCUAGAGAUAGAUGAGUAUUUUUUUUUUUUGAGAGGGGUUAUUGAUAAUAACAUGUUGUAAAUCUGAGUAGUGGACUAUGUUUUGGUUCAAAAUGUUUUCUAUAUGCAGCAGACUCUAAUGCACAGUGCCUUUUGUAUUUUUCUAUGUCAUGACCACAUGAAACUGGAGCCAUGAUUUGUACAAUUCUGUGAUUUGGAAGAAAUUUUGAAACAUUUUCAUUUUAUUUUUAUUGAUUAAUAAUGUUAAAUAAACAAUUGUAUUUAACUAUAAA